CUUCUCUAUAAAUUGAUGAGCUUGUGAUUCAAAAAAGAGUAAUUAAAGAGUCUCAAAAGCAUCCCAAAGACAUAGCUGAGCAUGAAGAGAGUAGUUGAGUAUGCACAUGUAGUGGAAAGCCACAAGCCUUACAUAGCAGUGCUCUUUAUACAGUUUCUAUAUGCAGGCAUGGCUUUGUUCUCCAAGGCAGCAAUUUCUAGAGGAAUGAACCCUUUUGUUUUUGUUGUUUACAGGCAGGCUUUUGCCUCAAUCACAUUGGCUCCAUUUGCUAUCUUUCUUGACAGCAAGAAGGCACCUCCCCUGUCAAGUGGUUUACUUUUCAAGAUAUUUUCGGUUUCCUUUUGUGGAUUAACUCUGAGUAUGAACCUCUACUAUAUUGCAAUCAACUUUACAACUGCAACUUUUGCUGCUGCAACCACUAACAUAAUACCUGCCAUAACCUUUAUAAUGGCUGCGCUUUUAAGGAUGGAAACUAUUUCCAUAAAGCAUGUGCAUGGAAUUGCAAAGCUGAUGGGUUCUGCUAUUGCUGUUUCUGGUGCUCUAGUGUUUGCUUUUGUCAAGGGACCUCCUCUGAAGUUCAUCAACUGGAAUCAAGCUACUCAUGAUGAUCAUAUUCAAGACUCAUCAAUGAAGGGUUGUUGCUCUAGAGAAGAAUGGAUCAAAGGUUCUCUUCUGAUGAUCACAGCCAACAUACUUUGGUCUAUGUGGUUUGUCUUGCAGGGUCCCAUUUUGAAGCAAUAUCCAGCAAAACUGAGGCUUACUGCUCUGCAAUGCUUCUUUUGCUGCAUACAGUCAGCUUUUUGGGCAGUAGCUGUGGAGAGGAAUCCAUCAGCUUGGAAGCUUGGAUGGGAUGUUCAUCUUCUGGCUGUGGCCUAUUGUGGUAUAACUGUGACUGGAAUAUCGUACUGGUUGCAAGUAUGGACAAUAGAGAAGAAAGGACCAGUUUUUGCAUCAAUGUUCACUCCAUUAGCACUUCUUAUUACAGCCAUUUUCUCUAUAUUCUUGUGGAAAGAAACUCUCCAUUUGGGAAGUGUUGGUGGGGCAAUUUUGCUGGUGAGUGGACUUUAUGGAGUAUUAUGGGGCAAGAAGAAAGAAGAAGGAAAAAGUGUUAGAAAUGAAAACAAUGCAGACACUGAAAUCACAUUGGAGUCCAUUACCCAUCACUAGGUGAUUGUGAUGGAAUUGUGGCAGAUCAUCAUCACUUCAAUUCCCUCUCUUAUGUAACCAUGUGCAUGCCCUUUUCUAUAUAUUUAUAUUUUCUUUUUUUGUUUUUUUCUUCAUGUGUAGAUAUUGAUUUUCA
Molecule: messenger RNA, 1300 nt
Organism: Manihot esculenta (cassava)
Lineage: Eukaryota; Viridiplantae; Streptophyta; Magnoliopsida; Malpighiales; Euphorbiaceae
Product: WAT1-related protein At1g43650
Exons: 7
Coding region: 82-1167 (361 amino acids)
Cellular component (GO): plasma membrane
Molecular function (GO): transmembrane transporter activity
Source: RefSeq, a predicted model, not a curated record